This is a messenger RNA of Adineta ricciae, 1533 nucleotides long. Lineage: Eukaryota; Metazoa; Rotifera; Eurotatoria; Adinetida; Adinetidae. The record is from the annotation of a GenBank genome assembly.
AUGAAUUCAAAUACACAUGAAGAGACUGAUACUCAUGUCGUUCAGCCAAGAGCGAAGAGUAGAUUUACGUUCUAUCAUCUGAGUACAUUUCUCUUGACAUUCAUUAGUUACGCAAUGCUACAUGCAGCUCGAAAAGUCUUUUCCAAUGUGAAAUCAACUAUGGCAGAAGAAUGGAGUGCACUUCCAAAUCAGACAUUGAAUCCAAUAAAACCUGAUGAUAUCUGGAAUCAACAUCGUCUUUAUGAUUCACCGGAAGAUGCAACGAUUUUCUUAGGUGUUCUCGAUGCCGUGUUCAUGUUUUCCUAUUCGACAGGUUUGUUCAUUAGCGGUAUUCUUGGUGAUCGAUUUGAUCUCCGAAUUGUUCUUUGUGUUGGAAUGAUUGUCACUUCUCUUGUGAAUUUCCUAUUCGGUGUGCUCAGUGAAUGGUUACACAUAUAUUCCGUGGCUUGGUAUGUGUCAUUCUGGGCUCUCAAUGGCUUAGCUCAAUCAACCGGUUGGCCAUGUGUAGUUGCCAUCAUGGGCAAUUGGUUUGGGAAAGAGGGUCGAGGUCUUAUAUUUGGUAUUUGGAGUGCAUGUGCUUCAGUUGGAAAUAUAUUUGGCGCAGCAUUGGCUGCAACAUUUCUCACAUAUGGUUAUGAAUAUGCAUUCCUCGUUUGCUGCGUCUUGUUAGUUUGUUGUGCGGUUAUCUGUUUCUUCGCUAUCGUUCCUGCACCCGAGGAUGUUGGUCUGGGAACGAAGGAAACUCAUGUUACAGUUCAAGAAGCAACAGCCACUACUGUUAACAAUGGCGGUGCUAGUGGCGAUAAUGCAAGUGAAGAAACAGAAUUGAUUGCGAGAACAACACAAUCAGCGAAUAAACCAAUCACUUUCUGGCGAGCAUGGCUUUUACCUGGUGUCUUUAUGUAUUCAAUCUGUUAUGCUUGUUUGAAAUUAGUUAACUAUUCGUUCUUCUUUUGGCUUCCAUUCUAUCUACAUUCCAAGUUUAACUGGCAAGAAUCUGAUGCUGAUCUUCUCUCGACAUUAUACGAUGUCGGUGGCAUUAUCGGAGGUAUUGUUGGCGGUCUGAUUUCUGAUUUGAUUGGUUUUCGAUCUAUUGUUGUGAUUCCAACAUUGCUAAUCGCUAUCCCAAGUCUAUUCAUCUUUAGUGGUUUACCAAAUGACAAAGCUUUAAAUGGUUUUAUCAUGACAAUGACUGGUGUGUUUAUUGGCGGUCCAGCUAAUAUGAUUAGUGCUGCAAUUACUGCUGAUCUGGGACGCCAAGAAGUUCUAGCUGCAAGUGAUCAAGCUUUAUCAACAGUAACUGGUAUUGUUGAUGGUACUGGAAGUUUUGGAGCAGCUAUUGGUCAGGUAUUGAUCCCGGUAAUUCAAAAGCACUGGAAUGAUUGGCGAUUCGUCUUCUAUUUCUUUGUUCUUAUGACAUUCGUAACAUGUUGCUGUAUUCUACCUUUAUUUGUUCGUGAAUGUAAAUUAGCUAUUAACAAAAUUAAAACUCGUUUUGCAUCUCGUCGACAACAAGGUUAUGACACUAUUUAA